Musca vetustissima is the source of this 2928-nucleotide messenger RNA. RefSeq names its product protein transport protein Sec24C (gene Sec24CD). Gene Ontology annotation, molecular function: zinc ion binding; SNARE binding. Bases 38 to 2818 code for a protein of 926 amino acids. NCBI's taxonomy places the organism in Eukaryota, Metazoa, Arthropoda, Insecta, Diptera, Muscidae. Gene Ontology annotation, cellular component: endoplasmic reticulum exit site; COPII vesicle coat. The transcript has 9 exons. Gene Ontology annotation, biological process: endoplasmic reticulum to Golgi vesicle-mediated transport; COPII-coated vesicle cargo loading; intracellular protein transport. The record is from RefSeq and is a predicted model, not a curated record.
ACAAAGCAAUCAAGGUUAUCCCGGUGGACAAUCUCAAAUGCCACCAAGGCCUGGACAACCUCCAAUGCCUGGACAGCAACAACAACCGGGAAUGCCACCCAUGCCCGGCCAACAACAACCCGGUAUGCCACUCAUGCCUGGCCAACACCAACCCGGUAUGCCACCCAUGCCUGGCCAACAACAACCCGGUAUGCCUCCCAUGCCUGGCCAACAACAACCCGGUAUGCCUCCCAUGCCCGGCCAACAACAACCCGGUAUGCCUCCCAUGCCCGGCCAACAACAACCCGGUAUGCCUCCCAUGCCCGGCCAACAACAACCCGCAUAUCCAGGACAACAGCCCGGUGGAAUGCCUGGUUAUCCAUCGCAACAACCUGGACAACCACCAAUGCCUGGUGGUUAUCCCGGACAACAACCAAUGCCAGGAAGACCUGGUUAUAAUCAACCAGCUGGCGGUAUGUAUCAACAACCACCACAACAACAAUUCCAACAACAAAGACGUCUCGAUCCCGAUCAAAUGCCAAAUCCCAUACAAGUUAUGACUGAAAAUCAACGCAAUGCUGGCGGUGCAUUUGUUACCAAUCAAGCUGGUCUGCUGCCACCAUUAGUGACAACCAAAUAUGUGGUACAGGAUCAAGGCAAUUCAUCGCCAAGAUUUAUAAGAUCAUCAUUGUAUUCUGUACCGGCCACAGCAGAUACGCUAAAAACCACCGCUCUUCCAUUUUCAUUGAUUGUAUCACCAUAUGCACGCAUUGCUGAGGGUGAAUAUGAACCACCAAUUGUUAAUUUUGGUGAAUUGGGACCAAUCCGUUGUAAUCGUUGCAAGGCUUACAUGUCACCGAAUAUGCAAUUUGUUGAUGCUGGACGUCGUUUCCAAUGUUUAAUGUGUAAAGGUAGCACUGAAGUGCCAACGGAAUAUUUCCAACAUUUGGAUCAUACUGGACAACGUGUGGAUAAAUAUGAACGUCCUGAACUGGUUUUGGGCACCUAUGAAUUUUUGGCCACCAAGGAUUAUUGUAGAAAUAAUACUCCUCCCGAAAUUCCAGCUUUUAUAUUUGUCAUUGAUGUCUCUUAUAAUACCAUCAAAUCGGGACUGGUCCAUCUUUUGUGUUCACAAAUUAAAAAUAUCUUAAAACAUUUGCCCGUUGAUCAGGGUCAAGAUAAAUCGAAAAUGCGUGUUGGUUUUAUUACCUACAAUAGCACGGUACAUUUCUAUAAUAUCAAGAGCAGCCUGGCCCAACCACAAAUGAUGGUAGUAGGUGAUGUACAUGACAUGUUUAUGCCUUUGUUGGAUGGCUUCUUGUGUAAUCCCGAAGAAUCUGAAGCUGUCAUUGAUGCUCUAAUGGAACAAAUACCAAAAAUGUUUGUCGACACCAAGGAAACCGAAACAAUUCUGUAUCCUGCCAUACAAGCUGGUCUCGAGGCAUUAAAGGCAUCCAAUUGUGCCGGUAAACUAUUGGUAUUCAAUUCCACACUACCAAUUGCCGAGGCACCGGGAAAACUAAAGAAUCGUGACGAUCGCAAACUAUUGGGAACUGAAAAAGAGAAAACCGUACUCAUACCUCAAUGUCAAUCGUAUAAUAAUUUGGGACAGGAAUGUGUACAGAACGGCUGUUCGGUGGAUUUAUUUUUGUUUAACAAUUCAUACAUUGAUAUUGCCACAAUUGGUCAGGUGGCACGUUUGACCGGUGGUGAGGUUUAUAAAUAUACAUAUUUCCAGGCUGACAUUGAUGGUAAACGUUUAAUUGAGGAUGUUAUUAAAAAUGUUUCUCGUCCAAUUGCCUUUGAUGCUGUUAUGCGUGUACGCACCUCGGCUGGCGUAAGAGCCACCGAUUUCUAUGGACAUUUCUUCAUGACAAAUACCACAGAUGUUGAGUUGGGCAGUGUUGAUUGCAGUAAAUCGAUUGCCAUUGAAAUUAAACAUGAUGAUAAAUUGCCACCCGAGGAAAAUGUCUAUCUACAAAUUGCUCUACUCUAUACUUCAUGCAGUGGUCAGCGUCGUUUACGUAUCCUUAAUUUGGCCCUUAAAGCCACCACAACCAUUGCCGAAGUCUUUAAGAGUUGUGAUCUUGAUGCCAUCAUGUUGUUCUUUGCCAAACAAGCCUGUUUCAAACUUAUGGAACUUACACCCAAGGCCGUUAAAGAUAAUCUCAUACAUCGCUCGGCACAGAUUUUGGCAUGCUAUCGUAAACAUUGUACCACACCAUCGUCAGCUGGCCAACUUAUAUUACCGGAAUGCUUGAAACUAUUACCCCUUUACGUAUCCUGUUUGCUCAAGAACGAUGCCAUAUCUGGUGGUUCCGAUAUGACACUGGACGAUCGUUCAUAUGUCAUACAAUUUGUAUUGUCCAUGGACUUGAAUACAUCCGUAUCAUAUCUAUAUCCAAGAUUUAUACCCAUACACAAUGUGGAUCCCGAUGACACCGAUUUGCCCAUGUCAAUUCGUUGUACGCAUGAGAAAAUGUCUCCCGACGGUGCAUAUAUCUUGGAAAAUGGUGUGCAUUUCUUUGUCUGGUUGGGCCAGUCAUUGCCUCAGACAUUCAUCCAACCCUUGUUUGGCGUACAGUGUACACAACAGGUUAAUGCUGAACGUUUUGCAAUAAUCGGCGAUACUCCAUUGGCGAAACGAGUUACCAAUAUUAUUGAGAGGAUUAUGAGUGAACGUACACGUUACAUGAGGGUAACAUGUGUUCGCCAAAACGAUAAAUUGGAAAGUGUAUUCCGGCAUUUCUUAAUCGAAGAUCGUGGCACAGAUGGCUCAGCUAGCUAUGUGGAUUUCUUAUGUCAUAUGCAUAAGGAGAUUAAAGAAUUAUUAAGUUAGCUGUUAGGUUUAAAAAGUAAUGCGGCCUCUGUUACAUGUCGCAGUUAUUCACAGAAUCGUGCACGUCUAUCGCGUAUAGCACGUUCUAGGCGAUGGUAAAAGGAAGUUAA